This is a messenger RNA of Musca vetustissima, 3130 nucleotides long. RefSeq names its product ubiquitin-protein ligase E3A (gene Ube3a). Gene Ontology annotation, biological process: protein polyubiquitination. The transcript has 7 exons. The coding region runs from base 25 to 3126 and encodes 1033 amino acids. Gene Ontology annotation, molecular function: ubiquitin protein ligase activity. The record is from RefSeq and is a predicted model, not a curated record. NCBI's taxonomy places the organism in Eukaryota, Metazoa, Arthropoda, Insecta, Diptera, Muscidae.
CAUACCUCACCAACACCCACGGACAUGAAACGUUCCGCCGUCAAGGAGUUAAUCGAACGCUAUUUCUAUCAGCUGCAGCGGGGUUGUGGUAAUCCCAAAUGUUCCAAUGUCAAUUGUGCCUCCAGUGGUAAAGUGGCUCCCAUGUCACCCAAUGAAAUUGCGGCCAAGGCAAUUUCUCUUUUCUCCCAGGAUGCACCAUUGUGUGAUAACUAUGCCCAGCAACAACCCAAAGUGCCCCGUACAGGUCCCCAGCAUGACUCACCCUCCAGCUCGCGAUCAGCCACCAUGGAUAUGGAAUGUUCCGGCCCAGAUGCUGCUGCCAGUACAAGUGGUGGCGGCGGCAGCAGUUGUAGUUCAAAUAGUACCAUAACUUCAGGUUCAUCAUCAUCCUCCACUUCCUCCUCAACGUCCUCAUCCUCUGCCAGUUCGACGGGUAGUAGUAAUACCAAUAUAUCAAGCUGUGCCACCGAAGAGUUGCCACUUCUCGAAGCCUUGGGUGAGGUGGAAACACCCAAUACAUCGGGUAAUGGAAAGACGGAAAAAUCCACGACAAGUCCUCCCACCACACCCACUCUCGAAAAUGUGGAAUAUCUAAAUGAACAACUAAUCGACGAGCUAAUAGAGGAGUGUACAAAAUUCAAUUCCCAUGAUCGGCUAAUACAUGCCAUUAAUCAGGUCUAUUGUUCGGUUAAGAAACUAAGUAAAAGCUUUAAACGUCCGCCGCUGGUGAAAUUGGCUUCAAACACCGCCAAUGCCUCGAAAUUGCAAGAAAUUCUGGGCAAAUCACCCCAAGAACUGAAAAAGGAAGAUUUGCGAACUCUCGAAGGGGAGCAUGACAAAGAUGAGGAUAGCACCUGUAUCGAUGCGGAGGACGAUGAUGACACUGGACCAGCAACAACAAUCGAUAGUGAUGCCAUCAAUGAUAUUAGACCCGCAUCAAAUUCCUCUAAUUCCAUGGAUAUGGAACAAACAUCAGCUAAUAAUGAUGGAGGUGGUGAUGCUGAUGCUGCAGGUGUGGGUGUUAGUGGUGUAGUGUCUGCUUCUGAGGGCAUCGAACCCAUGGAUGAAGAUGAUGUCUCCGUGGAUCUGGAUGACAUUGUUGUGCUUACGCAAAGUUGUGAUACUCAGGUGGAUUUGGAAAGUUUACGUCGCGUCAAAAAGAAACUUUAUGGACUGAAUAAUAAUGCCGUGAACGAAGCAUUAAAUAAUAAUAUUAUACUGCUGGCGGAGAGUAUAAAAUAUGGACGUUUCUAUGAUUGGGAGAAGAUAUUGCAUUGUUUUGUUAUAUGCUUUGAUAUGGCAACGACAAGCUCAAAUCGUUAUGCCGACUUGGAAUAUUUAGAAAGAAGUAUGCCCAAACUAUGUCAGGCUGCACAGACCAUGCCCAUUAAGGCACAGGCACGUUUAGCACGCAUUUGGUCCGUACACUGUAAGGAUCAGCUGCAGUCGUUUGUACAAUGCUGUCAGCAGCUAAUUACCCUGCAAGUCAUAAUGGAUGAGGAUACAGUAGAAGAGAAUAGUGAUGUUAUAGCGGUAACCAAAGUUUUAAAGAUAGCCUUUUAUGCCAGCCUCUUGGCUGGUGAAAUUGAUACGUACAGUAGAUCUGCUGCCUCUAUGGACGACGAUGCCACCAAGGAUGGCAGUGAAGAUCCUGAUGCUGCUUCCGGUUCAGCUGGCGGUAGUGGGGCAAAUAAUUACGAUGAUGGCAUGUUUGUUUAUUUCCCCUAUUAUUCAUUUUCCGAAGAUAAUUUGGAAAAGGAGCUGAGUAUAUCGUGCAUGGAUUGUCGGAUACCAUUGGUGCCAUUUGAAGAAUUCUAUAAUGAGCCGUUAAGUGAUGCCAUACAAAUGGAUCGGGAUUAUCUAUCGUAUAAGAAUUUGUCAUUAGAUCCAACGGGCAACCAUUUCUCCUUUAUGUUGUAUUCCUUCAUUUUAACCCCCGCCACCAAAGUCAUUGCCUUGUACUAUGACAGUCGCAUUCGUAUGUAUAGUGAGCGUAACUCCUCUCUGUAUUCACUGUUCAAUUAUUUGGGUGAUGGCAAUGAUGUGGGUCUACGCCCGGAUUUGAAAUUAAAAGUUCGACGUGAUAAUAUUGUUAAUGAUGCUUUAAUAGGGCUGGAACUGGUGGCCAUGAGUAAUCCUAAAGACUUGAAAAAACAAUUGGUGGUGGAAUUUGUGGGUGAGCAGGGCAUCGAUGAGGGUGGCGUGUCCAAAGAAUUCUUUCAAUUGAUUGUUGAGGAGAUUUUCAAUCCAGAUUUUGGCAUGUUUGUUCAUCAAGAGGAAACCAAUACCAUGUGGUUCAAUCCCUCACCCUUUGAAAAUGGCGCCCAAUUUGCCCUGAUCGGCAUAAUAAUCGGCUUGGCCAUAUACAAUAACAUCAUUUUGGCUGUGAAUUUUCCCAUGGUCGUAUAUCGUAAACUAAUGGGUGGUCGUGGUUCAUUUUAUGAUCUUAAAGAUUGGAACCCCACCCUCUAUCGAAGUCUUAAAUCGAUGUUGGAUUAUCAAGAAUCCGAUAUGGAAGAGGUUUUCAUGCAAACUUUUAAAAUUAGCUAUAAAAAUGUAUUCGAUGAAGUGGUCGAACAUGAACUAAAGCCAGGUGGUGGUGAUAUAGCCGUGGGUCAACACAACAAAAAGGAAUUUGUUGAUUUGUAUAGUGAUUUUUUGCUCAACACCAGCAUAGAAAAACAAUUUAAGGCCUUCAAGAAAGGUUUCGAUAUGGUUACCGAUGAAUCGCCCCUGCAGUUGUUGUUUAGACCAGAAGAGAUUGAGUUGCUCGUGUGUGGUAGUAGGAAAUUCGAUUUUGUGGAAUUGGAAAAAUCCACCGAAUACGAAGGUGGCUAUACCAAAGAUACCCAAAUCAUCAAGGAUUUCUGGAGCAUUGUCCAUAGCCUACCUGAAGAAUCUAAACGUAAACUAUUGGAAUUUACCACGGGGUCAGAUCGUGUACCGGUUGGAGGUCUCAGUCGCCUUAAGUUGUUGAUAACAAGACAUGGUCCAGACAGUGAUCGCUUGCCCACAUCACAUACCUGUUUCAAUGUGCUCUUACUACCGGAAUAUAGCAGCAAAGAAAAGCUGGAAGAACGACUUUUAAAGGCCAUUAAUUAUUCCAAAGGUUUUGGCAUGUUGUAAAGAA